UGCCUUGCCUUGACAGAAGUACAGGCGAGUGAGUGGAGCGUACAUCUCCUGAUGAGUCAUAAUUUUGUCGAGACGUCUGUUCGAUUGUAUACGCGAAAUGUAAACUUCGAAGUAAUUUAUAACCAUUCGAUUAAUUAUCGACAUCAGAUUGUUUGUGGACCCUGAUUAUAUCCUCACCGAGCCCGGUUCUAUUGUCUUGUGUUUACCUGAGUGAAACGGUUGAAACUAUGGGAUUCCUGAUCUUUUGUAUUCGUUUGUAAUAACUGUUUGUGUCUAAUUAAUAUUUGCGUGGGGUGUUAUUGUUGCCGUGAUUGGUGCAGUGUUUAUUUGUGUCAUUCGGACUCCGAACAGCCGAAGAAUGGAUGACCCGGAAAUCCAGGAAACCGUUGAAUCGAUUCUGGGCAAAGGCGUAAAAGUCGUGGACUGCGAAAAAAAGUCCGCCAUCAAGGAAGAAGAGGUGCUCUUCAUAAACGGCAUGCCGGUCGCUCUAGAAGGCAAAGACGGCCUGGCCAUCAAACAGGCUCUGAUCACCGGUCAGGUGCCGCCUUGUGAUUUACUGAACACUCUCCUGAUAAAGACGGGAAUAUUGAAGGCUCCGGUCAAGCUGGACACUUCCCUGAGCGUCAAAUCGACGACCGUGACCAAGGAAGAGGUGACGGUGUCCAGGGAAGGGAAAAUAAUCGACGAGAGGAGCAGGGAGACCAAGGAGCACAACGUGUAUACCAGCGCGUAUACGGAAGUCUACGAGCCCAUAGGAAUCUACCCGGUGGGCGAGAUACAGGACCGGCUCUUCAACCCCAGCGCGGGGAAAUUCCAGGACAGUACCGGGUACGAGACUGAGUCCGGCGAUAUGAAGUUCGGUUCGAGUUCGAGCGCCUCCAGUUACGAGUCGGACAGUGCCGUGCCGCCCUCGUCGUACGGGGGGAAGCACAGGGGGUCGACGACGAGCAACGAUACCACCUUCAAGACGGACUUGAGCUCGAAGUCGAACGCGGACGUGAAUUCGUUGGACGAGACCGAUUUUUUGUGCGACCAGUUCGCGAACUCGUUCGCGAAGUGCAACGGUAGAAAUGGAUAUGCAAAUGAGUUCACGCCCACUAUAUUCGGGACAGUAGCCUCAGACCACACACUGAAGGAUUGUUCAAACAGACGGUGUCUUCCACAAACGCCGCAUACGAAGAGCUUUACCAGCAAUUACAAUGGCGAUAGUGCACCAGAAAAUGGGGAUGUUUUGUCCGUCCAACAGGAAAAUACUCUGGUGUACAGAGAUGGCAACCUUCUCUCUGGAUCCCUGGACGCCUUGAUACAGCACAUGGUCCCUACAGACACCUACUACCCAGACAGAGCAUAUAUAUUUGCUUUCCUCUUAUCCUCGAGACUGUUCAUCAAACCCCACGACCUGCUGGCGAAAAUAAGAAACUUCUACGAGAUACAGCAAGGUCUGAAUGGUUCAUCUGGAGCUGGGCAUCCCGGUCGGGCCAGGUUUGCCGAACAUCUUGUGGAUCUAUUGGCCGAAUGGACUGAAACUUUUCCUUAUGAUUUUAGGGAUGAAAGAGUAAUGCAGCAUGUUCAGACCAUGACCCAGCAAUGUUGCAUCCUUAACUCAAGCCUGAGAACAAAUGUAUCUUCGAUACUCCACAACCUUCUUCAGCGUCUUACGUCGUUAGAAACGUAUGAGAAGUCACUGGAAAAACCACAAGUACCCCUGGAGGACUUUACUGACGACAUAACCGAAAUUUGCCCCUUUCCUUCAACCUUAGCCCAGCAGCUGACACAGCUGGAAUUGGAAAGGUUAUCUUUUAUAGGACCCGAAGAGUUCGUCCAGGCAUUUGCUAAGGAGAAUCCUUUACUGGAGACCUCUUUCAAAGACAUGAAGAAAACUAGAAAUUUGGAACAAUAUGUCCAAUGGUUCAAUAGACUGAGCUACUUUGUAGCAACCCAAGUUUGUAAAUAUCAGAAGAAAAAGCAGAGAGUUAGAAUGGUAGAAUACUGGAUAGAAACUGGCAGAGAAUGUUUCAAUAUAGGAAACUUCAACAGCCUUAUGGCCAUAAUAUCCGGACUCAACAUGUCCCCAAUAUCUAGGCUAAAAAAGACGUGGAAUAAAAUACAUUCCGGGAAAUUCGCAAUAUUAGAACAUCAAAUGGACCCAAGUAGCAAUUUCAGCAGCUACAGAAGUACCCUAAAGGCUGCUAUGUGGAGAAGUGCAGGUGCAACAGAUCAACGACAAAGGAUAGUCAUUCCCUUCUUCAGUCUUCUGGUGAAAGAUUUAUAUUUCUUGAAUCAGGGCUGCUCUAACAGGCUACCAAAUGGUCACAUCAAUUUCGAAAAAUUUUGGCAAUUAGCCAAACAAGUCACAGAGUUCAUGGCAUGGAAGCAAGUUGCUUGUCCUUUUGAAAAAGAUGUUCGGAUAUUAUCUUUACUCCAACAUGGGACAAUUCUUAAUGAAAACUCUUUAGCUUUGGCUAGCUUCGAUUGUGAACCUCCUGAAAAUAAUCAGGAGAAAGAGAGAUGCAAAAGCUUGAAAGCUGAUAGCACCACAGCUCUCUAAUUUUUUUUUCUAUUUCACCUAUGGAGUGAAACAGCUUUUUUUAUAUGGAAUGUCUAAUCGAAGAAUAUUCAAAACUUACAAUGCACUUGAUUUCCAGUUUCUUUAUCUUUGAUUAGAUAUUUCUAUAUUUAAGUAUUUCAUAAUGAAAUGAGAAAAGCCUUAUUACAAUCUUCAUACUCAAACUGGAGCACUUUGAAAAAUGUUGAAUUAAUUUUAACAACUGAAUUUUACAUGAAAUAUUCUGUAUUAUUUGUUAUAAGUUAUUUGUAUAUAUUUUUCUAUAUUGUUUGUACAAAAUUAUUUUUUGGAACAUUUGUGAUUUAUGAUAUUUUAGAACAAGUUCAAACUGCACAAGUAUAUGUACCUAAAAAUGCUUUAUGAAUAAAGUGUAAAUUAAUGGAUAUUACUAAGUAUUGCCAUCUUGAUGUUUUCUGUUGGAUUAUGUAUAUAAAAGUUUGUAUGUGUAGGGAAACAGAACAUGAUCAGAUGUCUAUACAUUUUUUCUCUUUGAUGCUCAAAAAAACUUGCCAUGUUUUUACUUCUUCCAACUCAUUAACUAAUUAUUUAUACAUGCUUUUUCCCAGAAAAAUAAUUAAUUGAAUUUUAGAACUGAGACAAACCUCAGUGAAUGUAAGAAACUUUUAAGGCUAGAGUCCAGAAAUUUAAAUUGUUGUUAUUGAAUACCUGUGUUUUCUUUUACUGAAAUUACUUCUUGCCAUUUCUCCCUGUACAUUCAAUACUUUAAUUUUUCUACCUGAUCUGUUGUUGUUUCCAAAAUGUGUGAUGUGAAUUUUAGAUAUAAUUUUAUUCUCAGUUCACUGAUAAAUAUUCCUUCGAUCCUGUGAAUCAUUUGUUAUAAUAUAGGUAUACCUAAUAUUUUAUACAGUUUAAAGUACUUAAAACAGAUUAACGAUAUUGACCAACAUGUAACAGUAUUGCUUAUAGUUUUUAAGGUUGAAUCUGGAGUUAAAUGGUUGUCUCUUCAUUCAAUAGUAUUAACUCGUCUUUUUUUAUUUUUUACGUUGAUAUUUAUUUCUAUAAAAUAAGCCGAAAAGCUAACUAAUUUUAGCAAAUGAAAUAAUUUUACUUGAUUGCUAUUUCGAAUUGAAGAAACUAAAAAAUUUAUUUAUUCCCACUUUUCUGAUGUCAUCAUACUAUCGAUAAGUAGAAUAAGCUAAUCAUUGUGAUGAGGAGAUAUUAAUGAAAAUAUCAGCAUAGUGUGGAAAAAAUAGCAAAUUCUGAGAAUCUGUAAUUUCAUCAUAUUGCAGUAAUGAAAUUAAUUAAGGAAAUUUUGUACUCAUAAUAUAUAAGCCUAUCGGCGACUCAAUCUUCACAUCAAAUCUUUUCUGAUAAAUAGGCUACAGCAAAGCUGUAGAAACAUUUUGAAGACUUACAAAUUAUCAGUAUUCUAGUCAAUGUUGUAUUGUAAUUACUAAUUGAAAUGUAAGAGAUCUUUUAUAUAAAUUAAAAUGUUGCAAAAUUG
Messenger RNA from Coccinella septempunctata (seven-spotted ladybird), 4031 nucleotides. Its product is annotated as ras-GEF domain-containing family member 1B-like. Gene Ontology annotation, biological process: positive regulation of GTPase activity; Ras protein signal transduction. NCBI's taxonomy places the organism in Eukaryota, Metazoa, Arthropoda, Insecta, Coleoptera, Coccinellidae. The transcript is spliced from 9 exons. The record is from RefSeq and is a predicted model, not a curated record. Gene Ontology annotation, molecular function: guanyl-nucleotide exchange factor activity. The coding region runs from base 359 to 2548 and encodes 729 amino acids. Gene Ontology annotation, cellular component: plasma membrane.